AUGACGGAACAUUGUAGCCCUUACAUUUUGUCCUCAACAAACGGCCUGGAUUCGGAUCUAAUUGGUUUACAAUCAGGGGAUUCGGGGAAUCGAACCUCUCCAGGAAUUUUGGCUAUUAGUCAAUUUACCAGCUAUCGUGAUAAUCUGAUUGUUUGUGGUCCGGCGUCGACCACCACAGACACGGGUUUGUCUUCUUCAAACCAAACCCCUGGAACCUCUGGAUCAACGGCUGGGCAUGAUCUGUUCGGUGUAUAUCGACCAACGGUCGAUGGUACACCGCGUUUCACUCCACUUGGUCGGGUCUCGUCCAGUGUGAUUCGGGGUCGAAUCACGGCUCUGGCGAGUCUCCCAGAAAGUGGUUUACUGUUGUUAGGCGAUACACACGGUCACCUGAGUUUGAUUUACUGA
Messenger RNA from Echinostoma caproni, 408 nucleotides. The record is from the annotation of a GenBank genome assembly. Lineage: Eukaryota; Metazoa; Platyhelminthes; Trematoda; Plagiorchiida; Echinostomatidae.